AUGAUUACCCUAUUCACUAUUUUCCUAUUUGUCAUCUCAAUCUUCCUUCUCCUUACAAGGAGAGGAAGAUCAAGAAGAAAGCUUCUUCCUCCAGGCUCACUGGGAAUACCAAUAAUAGGACAAAGCCUUGGUUUUCUAAGAGCUAUGCGUGACAACACAGCCGAAAAAUGGCUGGAAAAAAGAAUCAAAAAGUAUGGUCCAAUUUCAAAGCUAAGCCUUUUUGGUAAACCAACAGUUUUCCUUCAUGGACAUGCUGCAAACAAGUUCAUCUUUACCAGCGAUGGCAGCGCCAUUGCGAACCAGCAAACUAAGUCCAUCCAGAUGAUUAUCGGCGAUCAGACUUUAUUAGCGCUAGGCGGCGAUGAUCACAGGCGAGUCAGAAAUGCGCUUACGUUGUUCUUAAAGCCAGAGUCACUAAAGCAGUAUGUGGGAAAAAUGGAAGAAGAAAUUAGGAUGCACCUUGAGAUGUAUUGGCUUGGGAAGAAACAAGUAACAGUCUUGCCCCUGAUGAAGAUCCUCACUUUCAACAUAAUGUGUUCUCUUCUUUUCGGGCUCGAGCGAGGAAUUCGCAGUGAAAUUCUUGUGGAAGGUUUUCAACAAAUGAUUGAUGGAAUAUGGUCAGUUCCAGUUAAUUUGCCUUUCACCCGCUAUAGCCGCAGCCUCAAGGCGAGCAAGAGGAUCCAAACCAUGGUGAAGCAACUUAUUCAUGAAAAGAGAGUGGAACUAAAGGAAAAAUGUGCUUCUGAUCCACACCAAGACCUUAUAACUUGCUUGCUUAGCCUCCAAAAUGAAGACGGAGAAGAAGAAUUAAGUGAGAAGGAGAUUAUGCAAAAUGUUAUGCUAGUUAUGAUUGCAGGAUAUGACACUUCAUCUGUUCUUAUUACUUUCAUUAUCCGGUUUCUAGCUAAUGAGCCUUCCAUUUAUGCAGCUGUUCUUCAAGAACAAGAAGAGAUUGCUAGAAGCAAGAAAUCGGGCGAGUUUCUGACGUGGGAAGACCUUGCCAAGAUGAAGUACACGUGGAGAGUUGCAAUGGAGACUCUGAGGAUAGUUCCUCCUGUCUUUGGUAGCUUCAGGAAAACUCUAAAAGACAUUGAGUAUGGUGGAUACCUCAUCCCUAAAGGGUGGCAACUAUUCUGGGCUUCAUCAAUGACACAAAUGGACAAUAGCAUCUACUCAGAACCAACAAAGUUUGAUCCCAACAGAUUUGAGAACAAAUCAUCAGUUCCGCCGUAUUGUUUCGUCGCAUUCGGAGGAGGAACACGCAUGUGUCCAGGAAAUGAAUUUGCAAGGAUUGAAACUCUCAUCACAAUCCAUUAUUUGGUCACGCGGUUCACAUGGAAACUAUGUGCUGACAACUCUUUUAGCAGAGACCCCACGCCAGUACCAGCUCAAGGAUUACCAGUUCAAAUCGUGCAAACGAGACCGCUGUGA
Messenger RNA from Morus notabilis, 1431 nucleotides. Its product is annotated as cytochrome P450 716B1. The record is from RefSeq and is a predicted model, not a curated record. Lineage: Eukaryota; Viridiplantae; Streptophyta; Magnoliopsida; Rosales; Moraceae. Gene Ontology annotation, biological process: sterol metabolic process. Bases 1 to 1431 code for a protein of 476 amino acids. Gene Ontology annotation, molecular function: iron ion binding; oxidoreductase activity, acting on paired donors, with incorporation or reduction of molecular oxygen; heme binding. The transcript is spliced from 4 exons.